AAUUUCCGAAGGGAAAUGUGAAAAGAGUAGGAAACCAUCCGAGAAGUACGUAGCUCGUUGGUCAAAUUAUUGACCCCCCACCCUCCUUCAAAUAUGAAAUACCUCCAUAAGUUUUUAAAAUAACUCACCCCGAUCACCAGCACCACCUCCAUUUUCUUCAAAGCCAUCUCUCUCUCUCUCUCUCUCUCUCUCUCUCUCUGAUCUCUCUCAUUUUGUGCCUAAAAUCUCAACCAUAUAUAUAUAUAUAUAUAUAUUAGGAUAAAUAUCCAACAGCUCACCAACUUCUUCUUUCGAUCAUGGGGUUGAUUUAUGGGGACAUUCUGUACAUACCAAGGUGCAUGGGUGCAAGAAUCCUGAUAUAUUUGAAGAUGAUGAUUAUGAUGGCGCGGACUCAUCUGGGUCUGCACAAGCACAAUCCAAAUUCGGAAUUGGAAGAAUAUAGUAGUGGCAGUGGGAGUGAUCAUUCAGAAAGCCAAAGCCGGUCUCCAAAUUAUAUUGUUGUGAUGGAUGGUAUGUGUCCAUGUCCAGUCUCAGUGCCGUUGCACCUCAUAACAGCAUGCAUCAAGAAGAGGCUUCCGGUUGUAGAAUUUGCUCAGAUUCUCGAUCAAAUUGGAAACGAUGAUGAUACUGAGGAAUAUUUGGCCAAAACGAUGUGCCCCAUCUGCCUCGAUUGCAUAGAGAGAAGCCAUGAGAUCAGAAACCUCUCCAACUGCGAUCACAUAUUCCACAGGGACUGCCUUGAUUGUUGGGUCGAUGAAGGCCAGCUCACCUGCCCUCUCUGCAGAUCCAUGCUCUUUCCGGCCGCUCAUGGACAAAGGACAAUCUUGCAGGAGAUCCAUUCUAUGAAUAUUAUUAAUAAUUAGAUCAUUUUAUAUUUGUUUUCUUUGCAGACCAUUACUAUUACUAUGGGUAUUUUUUUUUUCCUUCUAAUAUAUAUAUAUAUACAUAUGUGUGUAUAUAUAUCAUUUUAUAUUUGUUUUAUUUGUAAACCAUUACUGUUA
Messenger RNA from Ziziphus jujuba (common jujube), 1001 nucleotides. Its product is annotated as RING-H2 finger protein ATL74-like. The transcript has a single exon. NCBI's taxonomy places the organism in Eukaryota, Viridiplantae, Streptophyta, Magnoliopsida, Rosales, Rhamnaceae. The record is from RefSeq and is a predicted model, not a curated record. Gene Ontology annotation, biological process: protein ubiquitination. Gene Ontology annotation, molecular function: ubiquitin protein ligase activity. Bases 297 to 863 code for a protein of 188 amino acids.